AUGGGUGUCCAGUCUCCGGGGGACUUGCCUGCGACGGAAGCCACCUGCUCCAGGCGGCUCCCCUCUGCGGGGAGAGAAUAUUUCAAUGCUCCCUGCAUCUUCCCAUUUACUUACGAUGACCUGACGUACUACAGCUGCGUCUCGGUGCACAGCGAUUAUGCCUGGUGCUCCCUGGACGACAGGUUCCAGGGCAGGUGGCGCUACUGCACGGCCAAAGACCCCCCCACGUGCGCCUUCCCCUUCCGCUUCAGGAGUAGGCUCUUUCAGACGUGCACCAAGAUAGGCUAUAUUUUUAAUCGGACGUGGUGCUCGCUGACCAGUAAUUACGAUGCAGAUGGAAAAUGGAAGCAGUGUUCUCCUUACAAGUACGUUGGCACGCAUCUCCUCAACUGCAAGGGACCCCACGAGCCUUGCAACCAGGAGAACAACGGGCAGCAGCAGCGCAUCCUGGGUUAA
Myotis myotis is the source of this 456-nucleotide messenger RNA. RefSeq names its product binder of sperm protein homolog 2-like. The transcript has 4 exons. Lineage: Eukaryota; Metazoa; Chordata; Mammalia; Chiroptera; Vespertilionidae. Gene Ontology annotation, cellular component: cell surface. Bases 1 to 456 code for a protein of 151 amino acids. Gene Ontology annotation, molecular function: heparin binding. The record is from RefSeq and is a predicted model, not a curated record.